This is a messenger RNA of Linum tenue, 2600 nucleotides long. The record is from the annotation of a GenBank genome assembly. NCBI's taxonomy places the organism in Eukaryota, Viridiplantae, Streptophyta, Magnoliopsida, Malpighiales, Linaceae.
ACAAUUGGUAGCAGCAGCUACCUGGUUUGGGAGGAUCUUACAGUAACCCUCACAACUGGCAGUGGCAAUACAGGGAAGAAGAAGAAGUGGUUGGUGAAUGGACUUUCUGGGUUUGCAGAGUCUGGUCGGAUCAUGGCGGUUAUGGGCCCGUCUGGCUCUGGCAAAUCCACCUUCCUCGAUGCUUUAGCUGGUAGCUUUUGUUUUCUGUAACACGAAUUUGUACAUGUUAAGUUGUCUAGCUUCUCGUCGUUUUCUGUGGUGAAUCAGGAAGACUGUCACCUCAAGCUGCCAUGGCGGGGAAGAUCCUGCUGCUGAGGGGCAGUGAGAAGAUGACCCGAAGCAGCUCCCUCAUCAGCUGCCGAGAUGUGUCUUACGUGACGCAAGAAGACGUAUUCUUGGGAACGCUGACGGUGAAGGAGACACUCUACUUCGGGGCUCGUCUUAGGCUGCCGGAACUCGCCAAGACGGAGCUCCACGAACUGGUCGACGAAACAAUGGCAAAGAUGGGGCUGGAAGAAUGCGCAGACAGCACCAUCGGGAACUGGCACCUGAGAGGGAUAAGCAGCGGGGAGAGGCGGAGGCUGAGCAUCGCCGUCGCGAUAUUGGCUCAGCCGCAGGUGCUUUGCUUGGACGAGGCCACCACGGGACUAGACAGCGCUGCCUCUUCCUUCGUCGUCCAGGCGCUGCGCAAUGUUGCUCGAGACGGCAAGAUCGUGGUUUGCUCCGUCCACCAGCCCACCGACGACGUGUUUCGACUCUUUGACGAUCUCCUGCUCAUCUCUGCUGGGGAGGUGGUCUAUUUUGGUGAAUCCCAUGGCGCUGUCAAGUUCUUUGCUGAUUCCGGGUUCCCCUGCCCGAUUAGAAGAAACCCGCCUGACCAUUUCCUUCGGUGCAUUGCACCGGAGUUCGAUCAAGUCUUAGCCGCUCUGAAGCAGACACAACGACUGAACUUUACCCUCUCAGCAGCAGAUGGCUUGCUGAACGGGACAACAGCAGAGACCAGAGCAACACUAGUGAAGAAGUACAAAUCGUCCAUUUUCGCAGACACUGCAAGGAAACGGAUUCAAGAACUUGAAUUACUACUGACUAGAGAGAUUGGGAAAAAGCAGUGCCAUCAAUGGUGGAACCAAUUCUGCACACUAACACAUCGCUCCAGCUUGCACAUGUGUAGAGACCUCGGUUACUACUGGCUCCGAAUAGUCUUCUUCAUCAUGGUGGCACUCAGCACGGGAACCUUGGAGUUUGACAUUGGGACUUCCAGUGCUGCAGUCAUAGCCAGAAGCAAGGUAGACGGGUUCCUAUAUGGCAUUAUGAUCAGCUUGUCCAUCGGCGGCUUACCUUUCUUCCUCGAUGAAAUCAAGGCCUUGCGCGGAGAGAGGCAUGGAGGGCACUACGGCGAGGCUGUAUAUGUGCUGUCCAACUUCCUCUCCUCGUUACCUUUCACCAUAUUCAUAUCCUUCUCAUCAGGAUCCAUACUAUACAGCAUGGUGAAGUUCCAUCCGGGUUUCUCGCACUUGCUCUACUUCUGCAUCAACCUUUUCUUCAGCAUCUCCGUCUCAGAAGCCUGUGUCUUUGUCACUGCUUCUCUCAUAUCCAAUCCAUUGCCCGCCAUGGGUGCUGCUAUUGGUGUCACCGUAAGUUUAACAAAUCACACCUAUACUAGUCAUCUGUAUCAUCCAAAGAACCAGCUAAGCCAUGGUAACAGACCAGAACUGCAUUGUUUAUUUGCAGGUGCUCAACCUAAUGGCCUCUAUGGUCAUUCGACCACUACCCGACACUCCUAAGAUCUUCUGGAGGUACCCUUUGUCCUACAUCAGUUAUGCAGCUUGGGGAACACAGGGCAAUCUGAAGAAUGACAUGAUGGGACUGAAAUUCAAUUCUGAAAUACCUGGACGGCCGAAGAUAACUGGCGAAUCCAUUCUGAAGAACACUUAUGGCAUGAACCUGAGAUACUCCAAGUGGUGGGAUGUAGCAGCUCUCUUCUGCUUGCUACUAGCUUACAGGGUACUCCUAGUCUUUAGCCUUCACUACAAGCAGAGAAUAUCGACUCCAUUACAGAGAAUUUACCCCAGGAGAGGUCUCAAACCCACCAAGAUUCCGCAAGCUUAACUGAAGAAUGAACAUUGGAACCCUUAUGCUAAGUUGUUUGAACUGAAAUGACUGUCAAAAUUAUGAACUUUACUGUGUGAUGCGAAACUUACAUGCUGUGAAAUGAAAUACCCGGAAGCGGGCCUCGUUUUUCUAUCGCCAUUAGCAAGCAGUGAGAUGAGAAGGCGGAAUGAAUUGCCGUGUCGUAAACCGAAACUUGAAGCAAUCGACGUUGUUUCCAAUUUCAAGGAGCUUAACACCGUAGUCAGCUUUCGAUUUCGUAGAUCUAACGCUUGGUGGUUUAUCAGCCAUGAAUGACGAUUAAGCCUAAUUCUGCAAUUUGGCUUCCCGCUCGAUAGUCGAUACCGCCGAUGGUGUCUUCAUCUCCGAUCACCGCAACGCUUCUUCGUUCGGCGCCAUCGUGAAAACAGAGAAAGUAAGCACAAAGGAGAGGGCCGGGCCGGGCCCAAUGUGCCAAACUUGAAAGGGCCGAAAGACUGGGCCGGGGUUCA